AUGCUGCACAACGAGCAUUACAAAGAUGAUAUGAUUUACAUCACACAAUUGACACGAAAUGUUUUGAGCCUACUUGGGGUUUGGCCGAAUUACAACAGAAGAAGAACUAUUGGCGAAAAAAUUUGGAAGUACUUCCUAAUCUCGGUCUCUUACAUUCUUCUUUAUUGCGUCCUGAUUCCCGGUGCCUUAUUUUGGAUGAUUGAGAAGAGAACGCGAGUCAGAGUCCAAACGAUCCCUUUACUUUUUUACGGUUUCAUGGCCAGUGGUAAAUAUAGCAAUUUGGUAUUCCGUGAGAAAAAUAUCAAACGCUGCUUGAAACACAUCGAACAGGAUUGGAGAAUCGUUACCAGUGCAGAGGGACGAGAUAUGAUGAUUGAAUCCGCGAAGAUAGGAAGACGCCUAGUCACACUUUGUGCAGUCUUCAUGUACGGCAGCGGGCUUUCCUUUCGAUCAAUUCUGCCAUUUGCCAAAGGAAAAAUUGUCACUGCGCAAAAUAUUACGAUCAAACCGCUGCCUUGUCCGGCUUACUUCUUUUCAUUUGAUAUACAAGUCAGCCCCGCUUACGAGCUGAUAUUUGUAAUGCAAUUUUUAUCCGGGAUAGUUACCUAUUCGAUAACGAUAGCUUUAUGUGGCCUCGCAGCUGUUUUUGUGAUGCACGCUUGUGGCCAACUAAGAAUUUUAGUAGAUUUGAUGAGAAAUCUCGUCGAGGAUCAAUGGCAAGAAAAACAAGAAGUGGAUAAAAAACUAGCUAAAAUGGUUGAACAUCAAAUACGAAUUCGAAGUUUUUUACAAUUGGUAGAAAAUACUUUACAACAAGCGUGUUUAAUAGAAUUGAUGGGGUGCACGAUGAUAGUCUGUCUUUUGGGAUAUUUUAUAAUAAUGGAAUGGGAAAAUAGCAAUUCAAUAGCUAUGUGCUCUUAUGUUAUAACACUUACAUCUCUGAUGAUAAAUAUGUUCAUGUUUUGUUAUACUGGUGAACAACUUACCGUUCAGGCAGAAAGAGUGGCUAGUACAUCUUGCGAACUCGAGUGGUAUCGUCUUCCGGAUAAGAAAGCGCGUGGGAUCGUGCUGGUGAUAAUCAUGUCGAAUAUGCCCACCAAGGUCACUGCUGGGAAAAUCAUGGAUCUAUCAUUCAAAACAUACGGUGAUGUCGUAAAGACAGCUGUAACGUAUUUUAAUAUGCUUUUAAAUGUAGCCGGUUAA
Messenger RNA from Trachymyrmex cornetzi, 1203 nucleotides. RefSeq names its product odorant receptor 13a-like. Gene Ontology annotation, cellular component: plasma membrane. Gene Ontology annotation, molecular function: odorant binding; olfactory receptor activity. Bases 1 to 1203 code for a protein of 400 amino acids. NCBI's taxonomy places the organism in Eukaryota, Metazoa, Arthropoda, Insecta, Hymenoptera, Formicidae. The record is from RefSeq and is a predicted model, not a curated record. The transcript has 5 exons. Gene Ontology annotation, biological process: sensory perception of smell; detection of chemical stimulus involved in sensory perception of smell.